This is a messenger RNA of Solenopsis invicta (red fire ant), 2132 nucleotides long. It is a transcript of the gene p23, whose product is annotated as prostaglandin E synthase 3. Gene Ontology annotation, biological process: chaperone-mediated protein complex assembly; protein folding. The transcript is spliced from 3 exons. The coding region runs from base 334 to 831 and encodes 165 amino acids. Gene Ontology annotation, molecular function: Hsp90 protein binding; protein-folding chaperone binding. Gene Ontology annotation, cellular component: nucleus; cytosol. The record is from RefSeq and is a predicted model, not a curated record. NCBI's taxonomy places the organism in Eukaryota, Metazoa, Arthropoda, Insecta, Hymenoptera, Formicidae.
UUGCAACGGUUACCGCGAUAACCGAAUCUCUUUCUCUCUUGGCGUCGAUGUGUCGCGCCACGCCGCGUCACGUCUAUCGCGUAACGACUCGAGUUACGCGAUAGAGCUUUUGUCCUUAACCUAUAAAGGUCCAACAGGUCCUAUAUACGUACAUGUACGCAUCGUACACGUGGGAAUCGGCCGAUUAGUUUGCACCAUUUUUCACGAUACGUAACGAGUGAAAUAGCAUAAGAACAUUUUAGAGAUACACUUAAAGUAUGACGAAAAUUGUGAUCUAACGUUUCAUUCGCACACUUGGUAAUAUUCGCAGUGACAAAUAAUUACAACAAAAAAAUGAUACCUCCCCCACCAGUCAUGUGGGCUCAAAGAAAAGAUAUCUUAUACGUUACUAUCUGUCUAGAAGACUGUAAAGAUCCUAUUAUUGAAAUUGAACCAGAAAAGAUAUACUUCAAAGGAGAGGGAGGCACAGAUAAAAAAAUGCAUGAGGUUACGAUUAAUCUGUACAAAGAAAUCGAAGCCAGCAAAACAAUAAAAAAUUUGAAGGGCAGGACUUUUGAAUUGGUUCUCGCUAAGAAAGAGGAGGGACCAUAUUGGCCACGGCUAAUUAAGGACAAAACAAAGGCUCAUUGGUUAAAGAGCGACUUUAACAAAUGGAAGGACGAGGACGAUACCGACGAUGAGGGUAGCCCGCCAGAUUUAGAAGAGAUGAUGCGACAGAUGGGUGGCCUGAGUGGAUCGGGCGACAGUAAGCCAAAUUUCGACGACUUGGACGAAUUAGGGGAUAACGAUGCUGAUAGCGACGAUGAAGGUCUUCCCGAUUUAUAUGACUAAAGCAAAAUAAAAAAAAUAAUCACAUCGAUCAAGUAAUUAAUUAAUUACAUUAAAGACAAAUGGCAAGCUAAGGAUAGUGCACGACCGGGCAAUAUUUCAGUAGGCCUUGCUGUUUGUAUCAAUUGCAAAUUUGUUAAAAGGGCCGUGUUGCAAGUAGCAAACGGGGCGCGCGCGCGUGCAAACUGGACUGAAGGAAAAAGGAAAAAAAAGAAAAGUGCGGUAACAGUCGACAAACAGUAAUACAGCUCUCGAAGGCCCUCCACAGGUCUCUCCCGCCUCCCCUCUAUUAGCCUGUAGUUCAUAUAAUAAGUUAUAAUGGACAAGCUUUUUUAAUAAUGUACUGUGUAAAAUAACACGAGAAGAUAAAAAGGAAAAAAAAGAAAUGAAAACCAAAAUUAUAAAUGGAAUUGUUCAUUCUGGAAAAUCCUGCAAAGGCUAUUAUUGGCAGACGUGAUAAAGUGUUGUAAAUGUUGUCUGAGAUAAAGAUAUCGAUACUCUAUUUUUUUUUCUCUCGAUUGAAUCGUUCCAUUUUAUUCUCCAUUCCUGUCGGAGUAUCUUGGUUCUCUAAAAGUAAAACUCGAAUGUAUUCGAAGCAAGAAUGCGAAAUGUAUAAAAAUUUGUACAUUUAAAAUACAAGUUGGAAAUUUGUAUCAAUCCUGAGUGGAUGAUAAUCGUGUGGCCAGAUUACGUAGGGAUCACGAUGUCCUCGUCAUCAGAUUUUUAACCAACGAUACUGGACGCUCCACGUAAAGCUAAAUAUCCGGCCGUUAUGUCCAUGGGCAAACUGCGAACCGUUCCAAAUUCUUCGGCGGUGGCGUAAUAUAGUUUAGUUUGCGGAUCCGUAUAUCGUGCCUACAAACGAAAUGCAAUUGAUUUAAAUCGGCAGUUUAUCGCGUUCACACAGAUCUCGGUGGAUUCUGCUGCCACAGUGAUGCGGGAAAGCGUAAAGGCUAUACAGUUGGCUAGUUGAUUAAUGUCACAGCAGUCAUUUCUAUACUCGCUACUCACCGGUAAUCCAGAGAUAUCGGAGUAUUUUUUUGCAGGUUUGAAACUUGGCGGUGCAUUGAUGGAACUAUCUGAAAUUUGUGCGAAUUUAUAUGCUACAAAAACAAUAGAACGUAUUUCUUUCUCUCUCUCUCUCUCUCUCUCUGAAGACCCGAUACAUGUCGCCCCAAAACUUUCGCUUUUAAUCGGUGCAGGCAAUUUGAAAAUGUUACAGUUUCUUUAAGUUUAAAUAUUUCCCAAUUAAGAAUGUAUAAAUGCAAUGACGAGAGAAAAUAAAAAUUCUGUCUCACACUUGA